Messenger RNA from Linum tenue, 3308 nucleotides. The record is from the annotation of a GenBank genome assembly. Lineage: Eukaryota; Viridiplantae; Streptophyta; Magnoliopsida; Malpighiales; Linaceae.
CUGAUAAUCUAAACCAUUCUCGGUUCCUCCUUCAAACGUUAUCUCCCACUCCCCCACUAUCAGAAUCGAUCCACCACACCCAUCUUCGUCACCGAUUUGUACGGCCAUUAACUAUUUGAUUAUAUAUCACCGGAAAAUUUAGUCCCUGUUCGGUACGGCUCGCUGUGGGAAGCAAGUCGGAAACAGAGAGCACACCAUGCAGCAGAUUCGACUCUUGAUUUGCUGCCUAAUUCUCGCCGCCGGCGCCGUCUGCUCCUCCACGCCGCCGCCGCCGGAGUCCGUCAACAUCGGGGUGGUUCUCUCCUUCGGCUCCAUCAUUGGCAAAGUCUCCAAAAUCGCAAUCCAGGCAGCCGUGGCCGACGUCAACUCCGACCCCACCGUUCUCCCCCGAACCAAGCUGCUGGCCUCUUUGCACGACACCAAUUUCAGCGGAUUCCUCGGCAUCAUUGAAGUUUUAAGGUUGAUGGAGACCCAGACGGUGGCGGUAAUCGGGCCGCAGUCGUCGGUGACAGCUCACGUGCUGUCGUUCAUCGCCAACGAGCUCCGCGUCCCGAUGCUCUCCUUCUCCGCCACCGACCCGACCCUCAACUCGCUGCAGUUCCCGUUCUUCGUCAUGACCUCGCAGAGCGACCUCUACCAGAUGGCCGCCGUCGCCGACAUCGUGGAGCACUACGGGUGGAGGGAGGUGAUCGCGAUCUACGGCGACGACGACCACGGCCGGAACGGGAUUUCCGCGCUGGGCGACCAGCUGGCCGCCAGGAGAUGCAGGAUCUCGUUCAAGGCGCCGCUGGGCACCAAGGCCACAAGGGAGGAGAUCACCGACGUCCUGGUCCAGGCCGCGAUGGGCGAGUCGCGGAUUCUGGUGGUCCACGUGCCGGAUUACUGGGGGCCGAUGGUGUUCGCCGUUGCCCGGUAUCUGGGCAUGAUGAACCCCGGCUACGUCUGGAUAGCCACCAAUUGGUUCUCCACGAUUCUGGAAACCGAGCUCGAUCUUGCUCCCGAGGCUCUGGAGGAUGUACAGGGAGUGCUCACGCUGCGGAUGCACACACCGGAUUCGGAGCUCAAAGCCGAGUUCGUGAACAGGUGGGCUAACUUGACCGGCGGAGCCAUGGGGCUCAGUGCUUAUGGGCUGUACGCUUACGACACCGUGUGGAUCAUGGCCCGAGCACUCGACGCGUUCUUCGCCCAAGGGGGGAAUAUCAGUUUUUCAGAGGAUUCCAGGUUAGCGAAGCUCGGGGGAGAAAACUUGCGACUAGAUGCCAUGAGAAUGUUGGACGGCGGGAAACAGCUACUGGAGAGCAUCUUAAACGUGGAUAUGAACGGGGUGACGGGUCGGGUCAAGUUCCUUCCGCCGGAUGACACCCUAAUCCACCCCGCAUACGAAGUCAUCAAUGUGAUCGGGACAGGACAUCAGAGGAUCGGGUACUGGUCGAACCAAUCGGGUCUCUCGAUCGACCCGCCGGAAACUCUCUACUCGAAUCCGGGCAACCAAUCCAGCUCGGACCAGCAUCUGGGCCCGGUUUUCUGGCCCGGGAAGACGACCCAGAAGCCUCGGGGAUGGGUGUUCCCGAACAACGGGAGACAUUUGGCGAUCGGGGUGCCAAACCGGGUCAGCUACCGGGAAUUCAUCGGUCAAGUGCCCGGGACCGAUACGUAUUCCGGGUACUGCAUCGACGUUUUCACGGCCGCCGUCAGCCAAUUGCCGUACGCCGUGCCGUACAAGCUGGUCCCGUUCGGUGACGGGGUCGAAAACCCUAGUUUGACGGAGCUCGUCCGCCUGAUGUCGGCGGGGGUUUACGACGGCAUCGUCGGCGACGUUGCCAUCAUCACGAACCGGACCAAGAUGGCCGACUUCACGCAGCCGUACAUCGAGUCUGGGCUCGUGGUGGUGGCGCCGGUGAUGACGAGGAGCUCCAAUGCGUGGGCGUUUAUGCGGCCUUUCUCCCCGGCGAUGUGGGCCGUCACGGGUAUCUUCUUCCUCGUCGUCGGGGCGGUGAUUUGGAUCUUGGAGCACCGGCUGAACGACGACUUCAGGGGCCCGCCGAGAAGACAAGUCGUCACCAUUUUAUGGUUCAGCUUGUCAACAUUGUUCUUCGCUCACAGGGAGAACACUGUGAGCACCCUGGGCAGAGUCGUGCUAAUCAUAUGGCUGUUCGUUGUGCUGAUAAUCAACUCGAGCUACACGGCCAGCCUGACCUCAAUCUUAACAGUGCAGCAGCUUUCUUCGCCCAUCAAAGGAAUCGAGACCCUGAGAACCAGCAACGACCCCAUUGGUUACCAACAAGGCUCAUUCGCCCGGAACUACUUGGUUGAAGAACUUGGCUUCCACGAAUCCAGGAUGGUCCCGCUCAAGGGCCCCGAGGACUGCGAAAGGGCCCUGAAAGCUGGCCCUCACAAAGGCGGCGUUGCUGCUGUAGUUGACGAACAGUCGUAUCUCGAAUUGUUCCUUUCGACACGGUGUGACUUCAGUAUAGUAGGUCCAGAGUUCACCAGGAACGGCUGGGGAUUCGCCUUCCCCAAGGACUCUCCGCUGGCAGUCGACUUGUCGACCGCCAUUCUCAAGCUGUCCGAGAACGGGGAUCUGCAGAGGAUCCACGACAAAUGGCUGAUGAGCAGCGCGUGCAGCUCGCAAACCACGACCUUUCAAGUGGACAGGCUGCACCUCUCAAGCUUCUGGGGACUCUUCCUCAUCUGUGGAUUGGCUUGCCUGCUAGCGCUCUUUCUGUAUUUCCUCAAAAUUGUCCGAAAGUUUAGCCGCCACCAGCAGGCUGACGUGUCCCACGCUGCUGCUGCUGCUGCUUCUUCCUCCGCUGCGCUCUCCCUGUCUUCUGCAUCUGUUCGGCUUCAGACUUUCUUAUCUUUCGUUGACGAGAAAGAGGAGGAAGUUGUAAGCCGGUCCAGGAGGCAGUCGCUUGAUAGAGCAUCAAAUAGAAACGACUGUGAAGCUGUCGAUGGGGAGACUCAGGAUUCCAAGUCAGGAAGACGCGUUGAAUUCUCGACAAACAAGGACAUUGGUACUGAGAACGGAAUCUAAGUCACCUUCUUCAUUCCACUACACAUCUUAUACAAUUAUACACAAGGCAGGAACAACUAAUGUAUGUGCAAAGUGGCAUCAGGCUGAAGGAAUUCACAUCAGGUGAAGUUGCAUGUGGUCGCUAGGAAUUAGGGGAGCUGUAAGUUCGAACUAAGUUCCCACUCUUGGCCUCAAGAGCAAACACAGUGGUUUUUUCUGAAGCACAUGAUUAGAGUUCCGUCCUCGGAGAUGUGUGGCGUUAUCUUAGUGAAGUCAUCGAUACUCUAAGGAAGUC